Messenger RNA from Stegostoma tigrinum, 3402 nucleotides. RefSeq names its product G patch domain containing 3 (gene gpatch3). The transcript has 7 exons. Gene Ontology annotation, molecular function: nucleic acid binding. NCBI's taxonomy places the organism in Eukaryota, Metazoa, Chordata, Chondrichthyes, Orectolobiformes, Stegostomatidae. The coding region runs from base 8 to 1495 and encodes 495 amino acids. The record is from RefSeq and is a predicted model, not a curated record. Gene Ontology annotation, biological process: negative regulation of type I interferon production; positive regulation of DNA-templated transcription; negative regulation of RIG-I signaling pathway.
CUGAAAGAUGGCGGCACAGGAUUACGUUUAUGCUGUUGUCGGGAAUAUUCCGCGCAGUCUUCGUUCUGCUGAUCUUCGCCAUCAGUUCUCACAGUUCACUGAGAGCGGUGGCUUCAGCUGUUUUCAUUAUCGGCACCGGCCCGAAAGGAGGAGGCCGCUUUCUUCGACGCAGGACACAGCACCGGAGCCAGGCCGCAGCCCGACCUGUUGCUGUGUGGUUCGGCUGCCAGCUGAGCGAGCCUCCAGCUUUCAGCUGAUGUACGAUGGCUGUCAGUGGCUGGAUAGGGUCGGAGACAGUUUGCAGAGUCGCUGCUUUAUCCGUAUCGUCCGAGCGGCAGAGAUUGCAGAUUCUCAGCUGUUCUCGUACAAAACCAGAAAGGAACUUCGGAGUCGGAGAGCUCUAAGUGAGACUUUCACACCUGAGGACUUGUCCAGAUUACCAGAGUUAAAUCCCCCAACGCUGAUGCCCAAUGGGAAUGUGGGUACGCCGCUGAGAGUCUUCCUAGAAUUGAUCCAAACAUGCCGUUUGCCUCCCCGCAUCAUCACCAAGCUUGAUCUGAAAUUUCCCAAGACAACCUCCAACAGGCGUUAUGGUAAUGUUCCUUUUCAGUACCCGAACACUGCUUCCUCUUUGUGUACAGAGGCAGUGUAUACAGCUGUAGAAGGAGAAAUCCCACAGAGAGAUGUAUGUGCUCCUGUGCUGCAGACAGGAAAGAAGCAACAAGGGACAGGACACAGGAAGUCUUUGAAGCGAGGGGAUAAGGUGGAGGGAGAGGAGUCGUGUUCUGACGAAGACAAUGAUACAUGUGAGGAAUGGGAGAGGCAUGAAGCGCUCUACGAGGAUGUUACGACUCAGGAGAGGACGAAGGAACGACUCUAUGAGGAAGAGAUUGAACUCAAGUGGGAAAAAGGAGGAUCUGGACUUGUGUUUUAUACAGAUGCUCAAUAUUGGCAGGAGGAGAAAGGAGAUUUUGACGAGGAGACGGCAGAUGACUGGGACGUCGAUAUGAGUGUAUAUUAUCAUAAAGAUGGAGGAGAUAAAGAUUCACGGGAUUAUGUGCAGAUGAGGCUAGAACAACGGCAGAGAGAGGGUGAGGAGAAUGUCUCGGUGCAGUCCCCACGUAUUGGAGGUUUUGAACGAUAUACUAAGGGAAUUGGCAGGAAGGUGAUGGAAAAGCAGGGAUGGAGAGAUGGGCAAGGCCUUGGAUCCAGUCGUUCCGGUCUGGCUGAUGCUCUGGACAAUGAUGGACAAAACCCUAAGUGUAAACGAGGAUUUGGGUAUCAUGGAGAAAGAAUCCAGAACUACCAGCGAGUACACAACGCACGUCGACAAACCAAGCAUUUGAUUUCAACUGUGUACGAUCAGCUUGAGGAAAUAGACCAGGGUGACACUCUGCUCCGUAGACAACCAGUGACCAGCAUGAAGUACAGAAUGGAUGUGAACUUUGUCAAAGGGUCAGAGCUAAGCACCCACACCCUUUUACGUCAAAAGUAACAUUCUCUAGCUGCUGGUACAUACUCUGAAGUCUGGUACUUCUGUGAACUACAGUAUUAGUUUUGGUACCUGCUGUGCCUUGGCACUGACAAUGCAGCAAGGGGUAAUAUUCAGUCAUAGGUGGAAAUCGUGGUCCAGGUUUUCCCAACCCCAACCAACGUUGACCAUAGAUCACUAUACAACCUGGAACUACAAUACAGUAAACAUGGUCGCUGAACAGCUGAGGGACUGAAUGAAGUUCUAGCAAAACGAUCAAAGGAAGAUCAGUAACAACUCUUUGUAUUUAUAUGCCUUUGCCAUAGCAGACAGAUAUCUCUCAACAAUGCUUCCCAAGAAAACUAUCAGAAAAACAUUGUCUUCAUGUUAAAGGAGAACUUGGGCAAGCUGACAGCUCGGAAAGGAGAUGCACAAAAGGCCGUGGUUGAAGGCGUGAAGAGAUUUAAAGAGAAGACUAAAAAUUAUAAUUCAGAGGUGUCAGGAACCAGGAGUUUCGAUCAUGGACAUUAACUCCCACCCCCCUCACCCUUAAUCCAUUCAGAGUAAAGCCUGCUUUCUAUCUGUUUUGCACUACAUCUGUAGGUCAGAAGAUAGCUAUUAAUGGGACAAGACAUUCAGCUCAUCUAAACUUUGCCUAAAGUUCCCAGUGUUUCUGGAGUUUUUGCCUCCGUGUGUCUAUUUAGAUUGAUUCCAAGUGUUAACUGAAGAAGAAUUUCCUGUCAUCAAAUUGAACCUGUAACAUCAUCCAAUUUGUAUACUGAAAUAUUUUAGGCUAACAUUUUCAAUGCCUUUAACAACCUUAUGCACAUGUACACAGUGACUCCGUUCAAAACCAAUUUCCAGGUCGAUUGAUUUAGCUCCGUUUCACUGGUUGUUCCUCAUAACUCACUGUGGCAUUGAAGUUCAACUCUUGCCAACAUGGCCUCCAGUGUUUUAAUGUUUCUUGUGUCUUUACAGUCACAUUAGUACCUGGUAGCAGGAGGUGGUCUGUCUAGAGUCUUCUGUAGUUUGAGUACUUGUAGCCUGUGUAGUUCAAUGUUCCACAGACGUUGUCAUUGCUUUGCUUCAGAUUGACAUAUUGACUUUACAGAGCUGUUCAGCUUUAUUCUGAGCUGAUGUGUCGCCAUUAAUACAUUCUGUGUAACUUAUUUUUCCUUCCUAAUUCUGCAUAUUGUCACAUUUGCCUGCAUUAAGUUCCAAUUCUCUUUAAAAUUUUUGAAUGAUACAUCACAGAAGAUGAUUAAAUGAACUAUGUGCCAGUAGUUUGGUACUGGUUUCCCCCAUCUCAUUUUUUCCCCUUCAAGUAUUUUACCAACUCUCCUUUAAAGGUUACUAGUUAAUCUGUUCCACCCUGCUUUCAAGCAGUGAAUUUCAGAUUACAAUUCACUGUAUAAAAAUGUUUCCUUGUUGUUCUGCCCAGUUAUGUAUUUCAGUUAUCCAUUCUGCUAUUUGAGUUGCCUCUACCAAUUUUACUACUCCCCAGUUUGGAAUUUUCAACCAAUACAAAUCUAACCAGUUUGUACAGAGUUUUUGAACAUUUCUGCAUUUAUGCACAGCUACUGGAUAUUUGGUGAUUUUGGUGCAUGAAACCCUUGAUCACUCUCUACUCAUCCAAUUCCUAGCUCUUUGCCAUAUAAAAAAAUCUGAUCUACCUUUCCUAGCUCCUAGGUUCAAAGUAGAUGAUCUCAUCCUUCCUACAUUAAUAUGGCAAAACUGUGGCAAAUGGAUUUCAGUGCAAUGUUUCCCUUGCAAUGUUUCCUAAAUUGGUAUCAGCUGUAAACUUAAAAUUUGCAGCCUUCUCUAAAUCUUCGUCUUCCUUUAGAAAGUGAAAAGUUGUGACUAUGUGGUCAUGUUGGAUUACUGAAGAAUGGUAUUCCAGUCAUAGAAUAUAUUAAGAUAAUAAAAUGUGA